This is a messenger RNA of Stereum hirsutum FP-91666 SS1, 228 nucleotides long. RefSeq lists its product as uncharacterized. NCBI's taxonomy places the organism in Eukaryota, Fungi, Basidiomycota, Agaricomycetes, Russulales, Stereaceae. The record is from RefSeq and is a predicted model, not a curated record. The transcript has a single exon. Gene Ontology annotation, molecular function: nucleic acid binding. Bases 1 to 228 code for a protein of 75 amino acids.
AUGCGGCUGGUCUUCUUGCCAACAUACUCACCGGACCUCAACCCGAUCGAGGAGGCCUUCUCUUGCAUCAAGGCAUCCAUUCGUCGUAAUCGAGACUACAUUCUCGGUGAGCUUGACCGUGGUCGAGCGGGUGAUCCAUACUUCGUGUUGUGGCAGACUGUGUAUGACAGUGUCACACCAGAGAAGGCUAGAGGGUGGUUCACUCAUGCAGGAUAUGGGGUAGUAUAA